Molecule: messenger RNA, 1575 nt
Organism: Capsella rubella
Lineage: Eukaryota; Viridiplantae; Streptophyta; Magnoliopsida; Brassicales; Brassicaceae
Product: transcription factor TCP7
Exons: 1
Coding region: 118-906 (262 amino acids)
Biological process (GO): regulation of circadian rhythm
Cellular component (GO): nucleus
Molecular function (GO): sequence-specific DNA binding; DNA-binding transcription factor activity
Source: RefSeq, a predicted model, not a curated record
CCUUCCUCUUCCUUCUCCUCCUCAAUCAUUUGCUUCUCCUUCUCUCUCACUGUAAUAAGCCAAGUGAGAAGAGAACACACACACAAAACCAAACCACAGAUCGAAGAAGAAUUAACCAUGUCUAACAACAACAACAACGAUGUUGGAGUUAUGAUCUCAUCUAACGGAUCAGCUCUAAUCGAACAACAACAGCAACAAUCUCCAGUCGUUGUGAAGAAGCCACCGGCGAAAGAUCGGCACAGCAAAGUGGAUGGAAGAGGGAGGAGGAUUCGUAUGCCUAUUAUAUGCGCAGCUCGUGUUUUCCAGCUUACGAGGGAGCUUGGUCACAAAUCAGAUGGUCAAACUAUUGAGUGGUUGCUUCGUCAAGCUGAGCCUUCUAUUAUAGCUGCGACAGGAACUGGUACAACUCCAGCGAGUUUCUCUACUGCUUCUGUCUCAAUCCGUGGAGCCAAUUCAACUUCUUUAUCUUCCUCUCUUGAUCAUAAACCCACCACUACUCUACUUGGUUCUUCUUCACCGUUUAUACUUGGGAAACGUGUGAGAGCUGACGAGGAUAGUCAUCAUAAUAACAGCAGCAGCAAUAGUAACAACAACGGUUCCGGUGGUAAUAAUAAAGAUGAGACCUUUACGACAGCACCAGGUGGGUUUUGGGCUGUUCCGGCGAGGCCAGAUUUUGGACAAGUUUGGAGCUUUACAGGAGGAGUUCCACAAGAGAUGUUUUUACAACAACAACAUCAUCAUCAUCAGCAACCUUUGUUUGUUCAUCAGCAGCAACAACAGCAAGCUGCAAUGGGUGAAGCUUCAGCUGCUAGAGUUGGCAAUUAUCUUCCGGGUCAUCUUAAUUUGCUUGCUUCUUUAUCCGGUGGAUCUCCCGGGUCGGGUCGAAGAGAGGAUGAUCCACGUUAAUGGUGUGUUUUUGAUUGAUCAAAGCAAAACCAGCCCUUUUUAGUAGGUUUCCAAGGGCUAAUUUCGUAUAUAUAUAAUAUUUUAUCAUCGUAUUUGUUCGAGGCUUCUCCUUUAUUGUGGUGUGUGUGUGUGUGUUUUAUUAGUGUUCGUUUUAGAGAUUGAUUUGAUUUCAGAAUCUUCUUCAAGUGAUUUGAGAGUAUCGUUAGCUCUUAAGUAUUGUUUUUUGGGAUUAGGGUUAAACUAGGGUUUAAGAAUGUGGAGGUUUAUUUUUUGGGAGGAAGAUUACUUUUUUAUUUAAUUUUUAGAAAAAAGGGAAGAUUUUAGAAACCGCGGAGGUUUCUCUUGUUCUCCUUUUUGGGUGUCUGGUUUUGUUUUUCCGGCGAAACAGAGCCGUCGUUAAAAUUCCAGAUAUAUUAUUAUGUGUUGGUGCUAAUUUUGUGUAAUGAUGAUGAUAUGUUGUUACAACAAUUGUGGUGAAGCAUUUGGCGCAAGCUGUUAACCACAGUGUUAUUUUCAAUAAACGUUUCGACUACAUGAUAUUGUACCUUCUUCUUCUUCCUCUGCAUUUAUUAUGUGACUGUGAAUGUGUGAUUGUUUCGUUGAAAUCGAAGUGGAGGAUGAUGAAUUUGUAACAUUACUGUUAUCUAUUUUUACUUCUUCUAGGAUAUA